UCAACCGAGAAACAUUACAUCCUAGAAAAGAAUGGGCUGAGGGCUAAGGCUGGCCCCGAUCACGGCAAUACUUUUGAACUACAAGUGGUUCGUGAUGAUGAUGACAAAGAUCAAAAUAUUUGUGGCAUUGGAAGGCAGUGGCUUGAGUCAAUAUUGGUGUCCACUGAGUGCAACGGAAACGGUUUCCAUAGGGAGAUGGUCACCACUGUCAAGUUCAGCCCUGAUGUUCCGAAUGUUCUCAACGUUCUGUUGGUUCACAAACUACCGAGAGGAAUCUAUGUUGAUCCAUACCAGCUUGCAACACUGAAUGACAGUGACAGUCAUCUGCAGAUACUACUAGAUUCACCCAUCAACCUAGAAGCUCCUGCUCACAGAACUGGAGGAUUUUCUGCCCUUUUGUAUGCCACUCUUGUUGGACAACGUUCAAAAUUACUGAAGAAAAGCAUCCCCAUACAUUGCCGCUACCAUGAGCCCUCAUUUGGCGAUCAAAAGGCUGUGAUUGUUAACAUAGGAUCUCCAGACCUGCUGCUCAGAAGUGAAACAUGUAAUGAUGGCAGCAAUUUCAAAUCUUAUUCUAUUGUUGAUGCCCCCUGCACAGCUACUAAUUCGAGCAUAUGUUCAUGGGUUCAAAUCCGUCUUAACAAGGAGCAAAGCCAUGUGAGCUUGCAGAUACCUGUUGGCGAUGGAUCACUGGUGAUACAUGUUAUCUGUGGCACUCUUCUAGUUACUUUCAUUUGCUGUUCGGCGCUUUCUCUAAAGAUCUGGAAACACAGAGUUUUAACAUAAUAUUAAAAAAGAGAUAAUACUUCACCUUCUGUAGAUUAAAUAAAGACACAUUGAAACACA
This is a messenger RNA of Gadus morhua (Atlantic cod), 846 nucleotides long. It is a transcript of the gene pigx, whose product is annotated as phosphatidylinositol glycan anchor biosynthesis, class X. The annotation marks the transcript as partial. The transcript is spliced from 6 exons. The record is from RefSeq and is a predicted model, not a curated record. Gene Ontology annotation, cellular component: endoplasmic reticulum membrane. Lineage: Eukaryota; Metazoa; Chordata; Actinopteri; Gadiformes; Gadidae. Gene Ontology annotation, biological process: GPI anchor biosynthetic process.